AUGGCAGCUGUGCACCCUCUCGACCCUCUCACACCCCAGGAAAUUUCCUUGGCUGCGCAUAUAGUACGCAACAGCUUCCCCAGUAAUAAUCUAAUUUUCCGAGCGAUCACACUAUGGGAGCCCCCAAAGAAAGAAAUCAUUCCAUACCUCGAAGCAGAGAGACUCAAAGAGCGACUUCCUACUCCCCCACCACGUAUCGCUCAAGUGCUUUUCUAUAUCGAUAAGGCAACUCAAUAUCGCCGAGGUCGAAUUGAUUUGGAACAGAAGAAAGUAACAGACAUAAAUGAUCUGGACGGUCAUCAUGCAUACGUCGAUGCUGGGGAGAUGAAAAAGUGCGAGAGGGCUUGUUUGGACGAUUCGCGAGUUCAGGCUGCUAUCAGGGCACUGCAGUUACCUGAGGGGGCUGUCGUUGUUUGUGAUCCAUGGACAUAUUCGCCUGACGGCAUGAAUGAUAUGACACGGCGCUGUGUGAUGUGCUUCUUCUAUAUGAAGUUGUCACCACACGGGGACGCCAAUCACUAUGCCUUCCCCUUGGAGUUCGUUGCCGAGCUGUCGGAUGAAAUGAAGGUCAUGCAGGUCUUAAAAGUCCCCUCGGGCGUUAAUGACCAGAUGAUAACCGCCGACGCAAGUACACUCAGGCCCUUCGAUAGAGCCAAGAUCCACACAACCAGCGAAUAUCAUCCAGACUUGGCUACGGAGCGUAGAACCACAGUCAAGCCAUUGACCGUCUCUCAGCCACUUGGUCCAUCAUUCCACACCAGUGGGAACCUAAUCAAGUGGGAGAAGUGGAGGUUUCGAGUUGGCUUCAAUUAUCGAGAGGGUCUCGUUAUCCAUGAUGUUACGUAUGAUAACAGAAGGGUUUUUCAUCGACUAUCGAGUUCCGAGAUGUUUGUCCCUUACGGUGAUCCGCGAGCUCCUUAUCCUCGCAAGGCGGCCUUUGAUUUUGGGAACAAUGGUGCUGGUGUGAACGCUAACAACCUCGGACUCGGAUGCGAUUGCUUGGGUCAUAUCAAGUACUUCCAUUUCUGGCACCAUACCAACGAAGGCGUACCUACCAAGAUGUCAAACGUCGUCUGCUGCCACGAAAUCGACGACGGUAUUCUGUGGAAGCACACAAACUACCGAACCGAUAAUGCGGUUGUCACUCGAUCUCGUGUGCUUGUGCUCCAGACUGUCAUCACUGUCAGUAAUUACGAGUAUAUUUUUGCGUUUCAGUUCAACCAGGCAGCAGAAAUAUCCUACGAAGUACGCGCAACUGGUAUCCUCAGCACAGCGUUUAUAGAUAGGGACACUUCUGUCCCUUUUGGAACGGUUGUUGCUCCAGGUGUCAUGGCUCCGUACCACCAGCACCUGUUCUCCCUUCGCAUUGAUCCUGCAAUUGACGGAUACGAGAAUUCGAUUAUGGUGGAGGAAUCUCAUCCCAUGCCAAUCGAAGACCUGAAAAGCAUGACCAACGUCGGCUAUAUUACGAAAAACGAAUUUGUCGAGAAUGAAACACCCCUCGAUACAGAUAAUCGAGUUGGCCGUGUAUUCAAAAUUGUCAACGAAAAUAUUAGAAACCCCAUCACGGGUGGUCCGGUGGGCUACAAACUCAUACCACACUAUUCGCAAAUGCUGCUUGCGCAUCCAUCUUCGUAUCACUCCAUCAGAUCUGAAUUCGGCGAUUAUCCGAUCUGGGUUACUCGACACUAUGACGAUGAGCUCUUCGCAGCCGGAGAGCACACGCUACAGUCAACGACUGGUUCGGGAGUUGCGACGUGGAUCAAAUCGCGCAGGGACAACCCGGAGAGUGUCCGAAAUCAGGAUCUUGUGGUAUGGCAUACUUUUGGUACUACCCAUAACCCUCGGGUAGAAGAUUGGCCGGUUAUGCCGGUCGAAAAGAUGACGGUCACCUUGAAGCCUGUCAACUUCUUUACGCGCAAUCCGGCUCUGGAUGUACCGAUUUCUACGCAAGCAGAUAACAAGAGCGUUUUGGUCGGGGAUGAUGCUGAGAAGGGUUGCUGUGGAACAACAGCUCUCAUCCACGAAACAGCUUCAGUAAUCUCAGACACGCGCCAAUCACUCAACCCAUCAAAAUACUUCAUCAUCGUCCCAGCACUCUUCGGCAAUGGCCAAAGCACAUCUCCAUCCAACAGUCCACAUCUCCGAGAUGCGUUUCCAGUCGUCACCUUUGCCGACAAUGUGCGCGCCCAGUACCUUCUAGUUACACAGAAACUAGGCCUCACAAAAGCUAAAGCCGUGGUGGGCUUCUCCAUGGGCGGAGCUCAGGCUUAUCAAUGGGCUGUCCAGUAUCCUGAUUUCAUGGACGUCGUUGUACCCAUCUGUGCCUCGGCAAAGAAUGCGCUACACAAUAAUGUGUUUCUGGAAGGUGUCAAAAGUGCUUUGAUUGCAGCUCGGGGAGGGCUGAGUUUAGGGGUAGGAAAAGGUCAGCGAUAUCCCUCAAAUGAGCCUUGGACACCGCAACAGAGGGAAGUUGGUCUCAAAGCAUUUGGACGCGUAUAUGCUGGUUGGGGGUUUAGUCAAGCCUGGUAUCGACAAAAACUCUUCUCCAAAUUUUUCGGUGCCAAGGAUGAAGAGGAGUUUCUCCAAACUUUCUGGGAGCCUUGGGGGCUCAAGAAUGAUCCGGAUGAUUUGCUUGUUAUGCUUCGGACUUGGCAGCUUGGAGAUAUCUCUAGGGCCCCUGAGUUUGGUGGAGAUCUACAAAAGGCGCUGCAGAGCAUUAAAUGUCGAGUUGUGGUGGCCCCUGUUGAGACAGACAUGUAUUUCCCUCCGGAGGACUCUCAGUUUGAGGUAGAGAACAUGGUUACUGGAAGGGGAACACUUGCCGUGGUUCCGAGUGUCUGGGGACAUUGGGGUGGAGGUUGCACAGAUAGCAAGGACGAUCUACAAUUCUUGGAUGAAGCAAUGGUGCAAGUUUUUGCGGAGACAGGCUAG
Molecule: messenger RNA, 2934 nt
Organism: Talaromyces amestolkiae
Lineage: Eukaryota; Fungi; Ascomycota; Eurotiomycetes; Eurotiales; Trichocomaceae
Exons: 5
Coding region: 1-2934 (977 amino acids)
Biological process (GO): amine metabolic process
Molecular function (GO): quinone binding; copper ion binding; primary methylamine oxidase activity
Source: RefSeq, a predicted model, not a curated record